Culex pipiens pallens (northern house mosquito) is the source of this 950-nucleotide messenger RNA. Its product is annotated as cationic trypsin-3-like. Gene Ontology annotation, molecular function: serine-type endopeptidase activity. Lineage: Eukaryota; Metazoa; Arthropoda; Insecta; Diptera; Culicidae. The coding region runs from base 2 to 889 and encodes 295 amino acids. The record is from RefSeq and is a predicted model, not a curated record. Gene Ontology annotation, biological process: proteolysis. The transcript is spliced from 2 exons.
CAUGACUUGGUUAGUGUGGUUGAACGUUCGAUACGACAAGAUGGCUAAACUCGUGACGAAAAGUCUGCUCCUGCUAUUCUUUCUGCUAGCAUCCGCAUCCUCCUUCGUCAUCCCGGAUGAGGAACCGGAACAGUUUAUGAUCGGUGGCACGCCAACGGUCCAAGGAGCUUUCCCUGCCGUUGCCUUCAUCCGAACCAUUGGCCGGCCGAUCUGCGGUGCGGCUGUCAUUGACGAGCGUCACGUAGUGACGCUGGCUCAGUGCGUCCUCAACGGAACCUUCCACCUGUACAACCCGCGGCUGGUUCGGGUUCACACCGGGGACAUCAUGCUGAACCCAGUGUCUCCAACGCGGGAAACCCGACUUGCGUCGGUGAUCUACGUCCAUCCGAACUUCAAGGCACACACGUACGAGAAUGACAUCGCCGUGAUUCGACUCCAGGAACCGCUCCCCCUGCCAAGCAACGAAAUCGAGCCCGCCUUCCGCCGCACCAGGAUCGUCGGAAAUGGCUUCACCUGUCACAUGGUUGGCUGGGGUCAAACGGCGGCCGCUGGCCAGGUAGUUGACGUCCAGCAGCGAUCCAUCCCAACUGUCAUCAACGACCGCGACCAGUGCAACUUUGUGCGCCACCUGUCCCCCGUUACGGAAAGUAUGAUCUGCGCCGGGAACCUAGUGGCGGCCGCCACCGGGCCCGCACCCUGCACCGGAAACAUCGGCUCGGGACUGUACUGCGACGGGGAUUUGACCGGGCUGCUGUCGUUUGGGCUCAACUGUGGCACGGCGAACAACCCGCCGACGUUUACGCAGAUUCGGUUCUUCAACGGGUGGAUCGAGCAGCAGCUGGUGAGGACCGAUGUGCCGCCGGCCGGGUGGUCACCGUUGGAUGUUUAAGGUUAUAGUUAACACGAUUUAAGACUAUAUGAAUAAAAUAAACAAAGUGUAUUGAUUUUCA